Molecule: messenger RNA, 2412 nt
Organism: Daphnia carinata
Lineage: Eukaryota; Metazoa; Arthropoda; Branchiopoda; Diplostraca; Daphniidae
Product: transforming growth factor-beta-induced protein ig-h3-like
Exons: 11
Coding region: 232-2136 (634 amino acids)
Biological process (GO): cell adhesion; extracellular matrix organization
Cellular component (GO): extracellular matrix
Molecular function (GO): cell adhesion molecule binding
Source: RefSeq, a predicted model, not a curated record
CUUUGACAGUACCUUGCGCAGUAGGGAAAAAUAUAAGCAUCAGGUAGAGUGUAGGGAGAAACGAGCAUAAAGCGAGUGAGGAUGAUCUUUUUCCAUCUUUGGCGAACCAAACCGUAGCUUUCUCUACAAACAGUGACAUGCUGGAGGCUAUUCCGGAGCUCAUAUAUAGCCUGAAACUUCAAACUUUUCUGAUCAGAUAGACUUUGUUAGACUAGUGAACAGUUCUUCGAAAUGAAGUGCCUAAUAGUUGCUUUCAUCACUCUUCUCAUCGCUUCUUCUUCGGCGAAUUCUGAUGGUUAUCAAACAAAUCAUACACGGAUUAAACGACAGUUCUCAUUGGGCAGUAUUCCAAUAGUUUUAACUAACAAUGGCCUAACAACCCUGGUCGACAUGGUGGUAAAAGCUGGAUUGGCAGACGCGCUUUCCGGUCCAGGACCCUUUACUGUAUUUGCGCCGAUAAAUAAUGCUUUCAGCGCCGUAGAUCCAUCAACACUCAAUGCCAUUAUGAGUGACAUUACAGUUCUAAGACAAGUAAUUGCCUAUCAUGUCGUGGAAUCAACUCUACCAGCUGCAUUGUUCAAAAAUGAGUUGACACCACUCACCGCUUCAGGAGAAAGCCUUCGCGUCAACGUUUAUGAUUCUGGAGAUGCAAAAACGGUGACCAUCAACGGAGCGUUAAAGAUAAGAACUAUAGAAGCAACCAAUGGCAUCAUCCACGUUAUCAAUAAAGUUCUUAUACCCGAGCCCCAAAGCAACAUCAUAGAGGUUUUGGAAAAAAAAGGCAAAUUUACGACACUUUUGACUGCGUUGGCCGUUGCUGGUUUAACAACAACCAUUCAAAAUGCGGGACCGUUCACGCUGUUUGCUCCAACCGAUGACGCUUUUAGGUCUCUCCCAGCUGGAACUCUAGACUCUUUGAUUACCAAUCGCGAAGAACUUAAGAAAGUUUUGCUAUCUCACGUUGCGUCUGGUACUCUCUACAAACGGGGACUUUCUUCUGGUCUCGUCCCUGUCAUCGCCGGUGGUAACGUUAAAGCUGCUGUAGGUUUUGACGGAGCCAUGUUUGGCAAUGCCCAGAUGAUCGAGACGGACCUUUUUGCGUCUAAUGGAGUCAUCCACGUCAUUAACUCUGUAAUUAUUCAACCAGUCGGUCAACCACCAAAAGCUGUUUUCAGCCAACGAGCAAAAGCUGUUGACAACCAACCAUCAAAAACUGUUGAUAUCCAACCAUCAAAAGCUGUUGAUAUCCAACCCUCAAAAGCUGUUAACAUCCAACCAUCAAAAACUGUUGACAUACAACCAGUAAAACCUCCUGUUAAUCAACAGAAAACAAGGGUAGCCCGCACCAUUGCAUCAAUGUUGAACGAGAAUGGGCUUACUACACUGGCCGAUUUAGUCGUGAAAGUUGGUUUGGUCAAUGUACUUUCUCAACAAGGCUCGUUUACGCUCUUUGCACCGACAAACGACGCUUUCAGCGCUUUGGAUUCGGUCACAUGGAAUGCGCUUUUGCAAGACGUUAAUCUUCUAAAACGUGUUCUGACUUACCACAUUGUUCCGUCCGCCAUACCUCCUGCAUCUAUGAAAAACGAACUGGUUACAAAUUCGCUAUCCGGUGAAAGUCUUCGCAUCAACGAGUACAAUAACAGGAAGGUGGUUACCGUUAACGGGGCACUAAAGUUAAAGACUCUGGAAGCUGAAAACGGCAUCGUUUACGUAAUCGACAAGGUCCUCAUACCAGAUAAUAAUAAAAGUAUCGUUAAAGUGCUUGAAACUAAAGGAAAAUUCACGACUUUGAUGACGGCGCUUGUUGUUUCUGGAUUGAAAAAUCAUCUUGACACAGCCGGACCUUUCACUCUGUUCGCACCAUCCGACGAUGCCUUCAAAGCCCUUCCGGCUGGUGUAUUGAAUUCUUUAUUUACGAACCCGAGCGAAUUGCAAAAGGUUCUGCUUAGUCACGUCAUUCCCACCACCGUGUAUAGCCGGGGACUUUCUAGUGGUCAUCUCAAUCUCGCCCGAGGUGGAAAAGUUGCUGUAACUGUGAGCCAAAGUGGUGUGAAAAUAUCAAAUGCAAACGUAAUUGAAGCCGAUCUUGUUGCAGCAAACGGUGUAAUUCACGUCAUCAACAAUUUAAUCUAAUUUUUAUCUUCUUCCUUCGUUCCUUGAGAAAAACUAUGUCUCCGUGAUUAGAAAUUUCUUACCUGAUAUUGCAAAAAGCAAUUUUAGGUUCCAUCACUCGUUGGCGGGAGUGGGUGUGUAAGAUAAAACUUGAGAAAAUAUCAUUUUUUUUUGUCAGUCACGCAGACACAGUUAGUUAGUAUUCCAUCUAUACGAUUUACGCUGCUGAUUCUAUUUCUUUUGUAAUCAUAAGGACAGCAGGCUGAAUUUGAAUUGAAUAUACCCUUGUCAUUCUUG